Molecule: messenger RNA, 1684 nt
Organism: Aspergillus neoniger CBS 115656
Lineage: Eukaryota; Fungi; Ascomycota; Eurotiomycetes; Eurotiales; Aspergillaceae
Product: HET domain protein
Exons: 3
Coding region: 44-1684 (546 amino acids)
Source: RefSeq, a predicted model, not a curated record
GCAAAAGGUAGAACCCUUCGAUUCUUUUUAUGUUAUUACCAAGAUGCCCAAACAUCUAGAGAACUUUCCUUUACAUCCAGAACGAAACGAAAUUCGUCUCCUCACUAUCUUACCCAGCACAAAGGCUGAAUCAAUAAUCAGGUGCUCUCUCUUUUCAGUAUCACUAGACAAUAGCCCUGAGUUCGAGGCCAUUUCAUAUGUCUGGGGAGACGCCUCAAAGAAGACAGAUAUUAUCAUCAAUGAUACUUUCUUUUACGUGACACGGAGUGUGGAUAAAACGCUCCGUCUUCUUCGCCGUAAGGAUCGGCGACGAGUGGUAUGGAUCGACUUUGUCUACAUCAACCAGCAUGAUGUCCCUGAGAAAAAUACCCAGGUCCCAUUACUUGGUCGUGUUUAUGCGGGCGCGUCAGCAGUUAUUGCUAUGAUGGUGAAUGAUAAUAUGGAUCUUCGUACUGCAAUUUCUUGGACAAAGGCAUACGAACCAGGCCUGGUCACUCGAGAAAUUGUUGCAUGGCGUGUCCUGGACAAACUGAGCAGAUACUGCCAGAAAGCUCGAGACCUAAGGGCGAGGCGGCUGCUCAACGUGUACGAACAGCUCCGACUCGUCAAGGAUGACCCUUACUGGGCACGCACGUGGACAUAUCAGGAAUACCAGCUGGCCAAUUGCGAUCCAAUUUGCAUGAGUGGAACACUCACAUUCAAUGCUUACUUAAUGCUCGCAUUCGCCCGUGAGAGUCUAGAAUCAUUUAGACGAAGGUAUGGUGAGGCAGAAUUCAGAAAGCUUUCCCUUCUUCGUGGGCCAACCGAGCGAAUCAAAAAUGAGAAUGCCCUAUAUCACUUUCGCAAGACAUGGCAUCGACAGUGCAAGGAUCCUCGAGAUAAAGUGUACGCACUUUACAGUCUGCUCCCUUCUCUACAAACCAAAUACCCGCCGGACUACAAUAAACAAGUUGAGCAGGUCAUGCACGAAACAACAGCAUAUAUCGUGACACAGGAAGGCCCCGAGGCUCUGAGCUCCUUCAAACUCUGGGAAGGGAAUUGUUCACCUAGUUGCUCAUCUUCUUAUCCAUCCUGGAUCCUCGACUUUGGUUGUGCCGCUGAACCUCUGGAUGCCAUCCUCGGUGAAUAUGCCUGGUGCUUAGACGCCUGGGAUCCAUUACCUAUGACCACAAACGACCUGUCCACUAUGACAAUUUGUGCUCGUCGCAUCGGCUCCUGCUCCCCGGUUGUACAACUGGCCUCUACAAUGCCAGAUAUCAUGGAUCAAUUUGUUAGCAUCACAGAUGUACGCUAUGAUACCUGGGGGAGCUUGGAAUCCAGGCGUCUAAGUCUCGUGCAUGCGUGCCUGGCUUAUACUCAUCUUCACACCAAGUUUAUACAAAAUCUAAGCGACAAAACAAUUGAGACAUCCGAUCUUUUCCAUAAGAUUGACCUACUGGAUGAUCCGAUAGUUGAAGGUUUCGGAAUCAGCGGACCUAAUGUGCAGCAAGGAGACGUGGCAGUGAUGGCUUCUGGAGUGCCGGUGCCGCUUAUACUUCGUCCUUAUCGGGAAAACAACGAGCUCUAUUAUCGUUUAGUGGAUAGAGCCUACAUUCCCUUGAUGUCCCAAAUCGCGGUUUCGGAUGGUAAAUUUGAUUCUGCUCGGUUCUUAGAACGCCCACCUCAGGUGUUCUCUUUACGAUAG